AUGGAGGAGGAGAACCGGGUGAAUGGACUGAGCCCUGAGAGGAGGAGCUCAAACUGGGGUCGAAUCGCCCUGCUGGACAAGACCAAAGAGUUCUUUAGGACCUGCGACGUGGAAGGCAAAGGCUUCAUUACCCGCAAAGAUAUGAGGGUCAGAGAAAUGAACUGUGUGGUGUUUUUUCUGCAGUAUUUUGUUGAAGUGGAAAGCUUUUUCAGGUUCAGAGCACUGCUGUGAAUCUGAACUUUAUUUGAGAUCAGAGUUUCUAUUUUUGGGGGAGUAGGCUGAAGAUCAACUUUUGAAUUAUUUACUUAAAGCUCCAGUGAGGAGUUUUUUGAUGUCAGUGAAAUACACUGAAAGUCAUACUGAUGCCUUUAUAUGGUAUACAAAAGCAAGCAAGACUAUCAGUGACAAGAGUGAUGAUUUUCAGAUCUUGAUUUUUACGCUUGAAACCGAUGUGAGGGGGUCGGUGUCAACCAAGUAUCUGAAGGGAAAGCCCUGUUCUCACAUUAACUGCAUAAAAUAUGAACAAUAAACAAUUCAUUCGACUAUCAAAAGACAGGAGGAUUAAAUACUGUCAGGAAAACACAACUUUGAUAAGUAGAUUACAGGAUAAUUGACAUAAACCAAAAGUUCCUCAUUGGAGCUUUUUAUUCAAUGACACUUUGUGUGGAAGUUCUUGGAGCUCAAAGUCAUUUGUUGGGUCUUGAGAGCUGGUUGCCAUGGUGCCAUUAACUAUUUCACUUUGCGGAAAGUAAGGAAUUGGUUGCCUAUUCCUCUAAUUUACAGGGGAGGUAUUAAUUAUAGUCUGAUAUACUAAUCUAAUGGAUACUUUUAAUUGAUAAAUUUGGUACUAAUUAAUUCAAACUCACAGCAUCUUGGUUCUUGUUCUGGUUGUGUUUAAAAAAAACAUUGGCUAGCAAAGGUUGUAAGUUUUUCUCGUAUAUGGGAGGUAUUUACUACUUUGUUAAACAGAUCAGACUCAUACAUGCUCUGUUGGCUAAAAGCGGUGUUCUAAGUCUGCUCAAAUGGUGCCAGUUGCAGCUCUUUCAAGAAACUGGCAACCAAAGGUGAUUAGUGGUUGCCAAGUUUUCUUGUUUACUUGAGGAGACAUCAAUUAGUUCUCGAAAAUGUGCCAAUGUGUCAUCAACAAAUCAUUCUCUUACUAGAAUUUGAAACUCAGACUCACUUCUAAACUAUUUACUGCUGUUUUGUUGCAAAUUAAGAUGCAACAAUACCCCCCCAACAACAAAUCAAUCACAGCCUUAAAUAUUUGACCAGCAUGUUUUCACUUAACAAACUGGCUGCAACUUUCAAAAGUGAACGUCAAGCCACAUCUGCUGAAAACAUUGGAAACAAACCAAGUUAAAGUACCUGUAAUUUUUGAGCAAAAAGUAGAAAAAUCUUUACCAGUUAUCAAACUAGUCUCUGUUUAGUUUUUUCCCCUCAUAUUUUUCCAGAGAAUUUUGUUUUCCACUGACACACUCACAAUUCGCCCUUUUAAUUUCAUGGCUGCGUCAAGCCUCGGCUAAGAUGAACAAAAGGUUAGGCCUAUGCUUUUACCUGCAGCAUAAUGUAGUGCCCUGCAGUGAAACACUCAGCGUCACUGUUGCUGCUUUUUCAUGAUUCUGUGAUAUUUUUUCUGUUACAUCACCUUUGUUAAAGAAGCCCUUCACCCACUCAACACGCUUAGAGCCAGUGAAGCACCAUUGAUGGAAAUGUUUACGAGUAUAGGUUCAGCUCACUCACACAUAAAACUACACCUACUCCAGGAACAAUACUCGCACGCCUCUUCAAAGUGUUAACAAUGUCCGAGCUGUGUUGUCAGUUAAUUAGAACAGGGCCCUUGUGAGCAUCACAUCUUUUCAGUUGUUGUUUGUGUUGAGCGUUUCUAAGAAAAGCUUUGCACAUGAAACAGCCAGUUGGUGCUAGUGUUUAUCCUGCCUGAUUUGUAACACCAUGGAGUCACAUGGGAAUCAUUUUCAUGUUUCAUUUGUAGAUCUAGAUAUUAUUUACGGACUCAUGACAGUUACUCACUCCUAACUUGUCCGUCUGUUGUCCUUCGCCCUAUAUAACAGCAUUGUAAUGUCUUGUGUGUUUAUGUUUUUACCCGGCAGAGACUCCACAGAGAGCUGCCGCUGUCUGCAGAGGAGCUGGAGGAUGUGUUUGACUCUUUAGAUACAGACCAUGCUGGCUACCUCACGCUAGAGGCAUUCUCCUCUGGAUUUAGUAGGUGUCCUGCAGGUCUUUAGCAUUUAGUAUCAUACAGCUCACAUUAACUUUGAGUAGUUUGUAGUAGUCUGCCUAAUCUGGAUCAAAUUACAUUCAAAUGUGGCACUAAGUAAUGUGAUUUAAAUAAGUAAAAGCAGAUUAGCAUGAAAAAAUGGGCCUAAAUGGAUUGUGAUAUGCUAUAUAGGCUGUUUCUUUGUGGGUGAGGCUACAGCAUUUUGGCUAACCAGACACCGAAUUGGCUAGAAGUGAAAAUAUGCGUGUCACAACCAUAGACUGUAUAUACUAUGGACAACUUGGUUCUGCCUUCCACCAGUAUACGGAUUUGAAGCCGAAAAGCUCUCGGUAAUUCCACGUUUUUUCUCCAUUUCCUGAAACCAACAUUGGCAGCAGCGUUGUUCGCACUCCACCACUUGUGCAGUAGCAUUGUACACAUUCGGCGGGAGAGUCUCCGAGGGUCGCUGUGAUGAUGCUCGGCUCAAACAGCGUACCCCCGGUUGAGCUACGCAGUCUCUGUACGCCCAUAGGCUGUAUCAAAUGUCAAUCGUAGAAAACAUGAACCUCCAAAUAACUUUUAAAAACAAGGACUUGAGCACAAACCAGUCUUACAAUAACUACAUGUCAACAUCGCAAUCAGGGGGAGAAAAAUUUCCCCAGCCCCAUAAGGAUGUCUGGCAGAGGUGGGAUUUAUGACCUAUACUGCAGCCCGUCACCAGAGGGUGCUGUUUUCAGAGUGGCUUCACCCAGCGAGGAGGCAGAUGCUGUCCAUUCUAUAUACAGUCUACGGUCAAAAUACUUAAAGUUAGCUUUUAUAUUGUUUGCCUGUUAUUAGCUUUUAGAGUUAGCCUAAACUUUUCCAGCGUGCUAAGUUAUCGAAGUGUGCAUUUUAGCUAAAGCUAAUGCUAUUGCCAAAAUGUCUGAAGAUACUGAGGUAUUUGACAACAGAUGCUUUGAUACACCCAUGUUUUCUCUCUAUGUGGGCACAUCUUAGGUCAGUUCCUCCAUGGUCGGAGGAUUUCUGUGGCUGAUGAUCAAAUACAGGUCCCAGGCUCUGUCUUUGGAGCCAAAGAGGCCUUUUAUCAGAGCCAAUGGGAAGCUAAGCUGUCAGGAGUUGAAGACGAGGAGGAGAGGCACUUCUGUAUGCUGCUGGAAAGCCUGGGGGCCAUUAAUGUAUUCGAAGAGUGAGUAUAAUCACUAUCAUUUGAUGUAGUGUUCCUUUAUGUGUUAAAAUCCUGAUCAGGUGUUGAUUUUUGAUUCUCUGCAGCCCAGGCGAGGUGCGCAGUCUGUGGGCUCAGCUCCGACGUGAUGAGCCCCAUCUGUUGUCCAAUUUUGAGGAGUUUCUAGCCAGGGUCACCCACCAGAUUAAAGAUGCCCACCAGGAGAAGAAGGACAUGGAGAGCGCCCUCCAGAGGUAACCCAAUGAUUUUGCACUCAUCACUCAAACUGACAUAUAAUACCUUUCCAAAUUUGCUUUUUUGAGCUUUUUCUUACCCUGACACUGUAAGAUGAGCUCAGAGGAGGGGGGCAGCCAUAUUGCUAACUCGUUUCCCCACACAUACAGUAUUAAAGAACCAGACAGAGCAAAUGUUUUUCUCUGUAAAUGACAUAACAGUGAGUUUGUGCAUUUGAGAGCGUUUGUAUGGAAUUACCUGUAAGUCUCUGUAAAACAACCCUUCAUCCAUGUCACAUGACCACUAAUCUGAAGCCUGACCACCUUCUACAUGAGUGAGAAUUAAUUUAUGUUGUGCCUGAAGGGAUAUAAAAACCAUUGAGAAGUAUAAUAAAUAUUAAACCAUGUAUUUAAUCUUUUUUUUUUUCAUUAUAUGCAGGGAAAUAUGUUUGAAGAUAAUAUCAAAGUUCAGAGCGCUGAAAGGAUUGAAGCUUUUGUAGAACCUGGACAUGUAUUUUUCCCAUGGUACCGCAUAGUACAGCUUAUUUUAUCCUCUAGACUUCACUAAUUGGCUGUUUAGGUCUUAACAAUUGACAGAAGGGAUGUAAAUACCAGUCGGUGUUCUUUUGAAAAUCAAGCUUAGUAGCUACAUGUGUGUGUGUGUUCCUGUGUUUACAUGUUACUGCAGGUACCGAGGGUAGAAUUCAACCUUUAAGCUCAGCCGAGACAACAAAGCUGCUCUGUUCUUAGAUAUUAUAUUAUAUCCUACAUCCUAUCUCUGACUGAUUCACCUAAACCUUCAAGUGUUUUUCCUUGUUUGCAGACGUGCUGCAACACACGACAGCGAGAUCCGGAAUUUAUACGAAGAGAUGGAGGCACAGAUCAAAAAUGAGAAAGAGAGGCUGCUUCUGAAGGUGCGAGGAAUCAAACACAAGCCACCACCCCCCCUUUAGAAAAAACACAGUAACGCUUCUUUAAGCUGGUAAUAGAUGCAGAUCACAUUAUUAAAAAAGUGACUGAAUUUUGCCAGAAAAUUCUGAACUACUCAUGAGUCUCACUCAUGAGUAGUUCAUCUUCAGUUUGUGUCUUCACUCUGCAGAAUUGUUUAAUAUAUAUGCAGAGAUUUUGAUACGAAAAAAAUUAAAUUCUCAUAGUAACCUUUCCAAAUACUUUUAUAAAUGUCCAGGUUUAAUGCUCCUUUGUCAUUUAUCUGUAACACGAAUUCCAUAGUUUUUGGGAUAAUAAUCUUUGGAAUAAACAGUUUCAAUCGGAGCCAAUUAUUAAUAAACUUUUCAAAGCCAACUUAAGAUCAAUUUAAUCCCCCUUCUUCUUCCACAGAUAUUUACAUUUUUAUAGGAAGGCUAAGAUACACUUUGUGCUGAGAAAUUCAAAUGAAGAGAUUUACAAGAUCUGCAGUCUAGAUGUUCCCAUUUGAGCGCAGAAGUCAUGUAGUUUUAACAUUUUACUGCAAGGUAGUUGAACAUUUUGGUGAAAGAACAGGACAUUUUCCUUAUAACUUAUAUCCUAUGCCUUCUCUUUUCAAUCUUUAACUUUGUUUGUUUUUCAUGCAGGACUCUGAGCGCCUUCAGGUGCGCAGUCAGGAGCUGGAGGUCCAACUGUCUUCAAAGGAGAAAGAGCUGGAGCAUCUUUUCCAGAAGCAGAAAAGAGUGAGUUUUGUGUAUUUCGGGAUUUUAAUACUGGUAGACAUUUAAAGCUCCUGUGAGAAUUUUUUGGUUUGUGUUCACUUUGGUGCACCUUGUGGACAACGCUGUCUUUGCUAAUCUGGUCCUCUACACAGUUAACCCUUUAAUGCCUGAAACCACAAAUUAUGGCCAGAAAAUUCAAUUGUUUUAGGAGCUGAAAUGUUUUUCUAACUUACUACUGAAAACCCCCAAAAUCAAAAUGUCCUUAAAAUUUAACAAAUAUAUAUUUUUUUUAUCUUGUUUGAUACAGUAGAUAUUUUUGGAAACUAAUAAACCACAAGAGGACAUUUUUUUCAUUUAUCGGACUGUAUUCAGGUGUUUUUUAGUAAUUUGCUGAUCAUAUAGAAGUAUCAUAAAAUUAUGUAUUAAAUAGAAUACAAAAGGCAAUAAAGGGUUAAGUAGUGCAAAAAAUCUCAUCCUGCUGACUUUCAACAGUCAAUUAUAUAAUGUAUUGUGAACAGAUUACAUUGAAUUAGUAAAAAUUAGGUUAUUUCUCGAGCUGCUCGCCUGACUCCUACCCCCUUUGUAGAAGUUUCAAGCAUUGAAAAUGAUUUUAAAGAAACCGUCACCCUUGUCUCUGAUGGUUUUGUUUGCUUUUGGAUAUGAUGAAAAGACAUCAUUAUGACUUUCAAUCUGUUGCAUUUAUAUAAAAAAAACUACUGAUAGUAGCUUUAAUGUUCCUCAAAACUGAACACACACCACUAUUGAAAUAAAGAGAGAAAGGGUACGUUGAAAAUGAAGAAAAUUUCAACAGAGAGAUUGCACUUUCAUAUAGAAGAUGCAGAGGGAUGUAUUUAUUUUAAAGGAAAAUAAUACAAGUUAGGAUGUGUCUGGAUCCAUCUCUUUCAUUUGGUUUUGGAAAAAAACAUCAAAGGAUACUUUUUUUUUUUUGUUCUAAUCAUUUUCCUACUUUCUUACUUAACUCAUUUAUGCAUAUUCAUCGCCCUAGCUGUUUAUUGGUUGUGAAAAGGGGAGUGAACUGAUACAGAAAAGCACAGUGUACUGAUGUGUUUCUGUAGUUGACUUAAAUGUACUGACUUUUGUACAGACUGGAAAAUAAAAAGAUAUAGGGGGGAAAAUGAGCCCAGAAGGUAUUAGUCAUUCCCUAUAGAUUACCAGCAUUGCAGGGAGGGGUUUAAACAGCAGCCAUACAGUCUGGCUCCCACUGUACAUAUACUUCAAGUGCACUCUGACAGCUUUAACACUUCAUUCCUGUGAACAUUUACCCCUCUCUCUCUCCCUCUGCCUGCAGUUAGAGCUCCAGUGCCGGGAGCUGAACAGCGAGAAACAGGAGAGCCAGGUGGAGAACGUUAAACUGAAGAUGACCAACGAUGAGCUGUCUCGCGCGCUGGAGACCACGAGCCAGGAGCUGGGGCUGGCCCAGGAACAGCUGGCUGCGCUGCAGGAGCAGGCCGCAAGACUGCAGCAGGAGAAGGAGAUGUGGGUAUACCUUCAUACUAGAUGACCUCUAUGUAGAAGAAUCCUGACUGUAGAGUGUUAAAGUUUGUCAUUUUACUCUUCCAGGGAGAUGUACAGAGUGACUGAGGGGCUCCAGAGAGAGAAGCAAAGCCUCAUGAAGCAGCUUGAUCUCCUCAGGUAACAAUAAAGGCAUCUCAUGAGAAAAGAUCAAACCUUGGUUGCAAUUAGUCUUAAUCUUUUUAGAUUCUGCUUCACCCUUAAUUGGUAAAUCUCUUAAAUCUGAGGCUCUUUAUGCUCAAGUUUCCAAAGCAGAUUCCUCCCUCUCAUUUCUCUUCUCCCUCCUCCCAGGGAGAUGAACAAGCAUUUAAAAGAUGAGCGAGAUAUAUGCUGCGGAGUAGUGAGUAUAUGUUUAUCUAACCUCAGUGCUGCAGCAUCUAUCUUUGUAUUAACCGACUGAUAAAAAUAACAUACCUCUGUUUGUUUAAAAUUAGCCACGGAGCUCGCUCAGGAAGAAGCAGAAGCAGAGAGCGGGCCUAGCUGAUAUGUUCGACGACACCAGUCAGCCGCUCAGAAGGUGAUUUAUUCUUCUUUUACACAAAUCAUCUCUGUUAGAGUGUUUCCUGGGUGACAGAGGAGGAUACCCGCUAUGGUGUGAUGUGAAAAUCAUGUGUUGGAGAAGGAAAAACAGAGGAUAUCUGAUUCUAUUCACUUACAACUGAACUAAAUUAACAUUUUGGUUUAUAUUAGAAUAAAAUCAGACACAUUGAGUGCCAGAUUUUCAUCUAAAACAAGUGAAUUGACACAGUAUAUCCUCUGUUUCUCCUCUGUUUUUCAAAGAGCCCCACUGUUGGUGGAUGGGUCCUACCAGUCUCUGGAGGCCUUGCCUAUAGAGCACCUUCAAAUCGUGUUUGUUGCUUCCUCCUCCAGCAGCGAGGACGACACAACCGCCAUCACUCAGUCCUAUGUAAACACUAUAAGCGCUGCUGCCACGUGUCAGCAAAGGCCCGCAGCAAAGAAAACCUCAGGGUUGACCAACGGCUAUGCCAACCACGCGCCAACGCCGAAGACCAACGAUGUGAAAGCAAAGGCGAAAAAAUCCCCUUCAAAGAUGGCCGCCGUUAAGAGGACGACAGGGAAAAGCAGAGAGAGAGCAAAGAGAACAGAAAACCAGAAGAAGACGGGUGUAGAUGAGGAGGUUUUGGACUCCCCUCCAGACGGGUGGCCCUUAAGAAGAGUCAUCUCCAUCGAGGAGGACCACCUGCCCCACCUGCUUCAAGGAGGGCCUCAACCUCUGCUGCACCAGCUCAGCGAGGAAGACGACGAAGUGGACGAGGAGGAAGAAGAGGAACAUCAGAGCGACUUCGAAACAAGUGUCAUCGUAGCUGCAGACGCCACUGGCACUCCCUCCUCGAGUCAUGCUUCGGUCUCUACAGCUGGAGAAAACACUCCUGCCAGGAAACACAACUUCAACCGAGCCAAGACACCCAUGUCCCCAAGAGGACAGCCUGUCGGGAAGGAAACCCAGCAAGUACGUCCCCAAACUUUAGGCUAUGAAUACACGUUAACUCAGUAAAAAUACACAUUAACAACUUUCACCCUUUUUCUGUCCCUCCGACUUUGGGUUUUUGUCUUCAGAGGGUAAGAGAAGGAGAGCUGCUCAUCCCUGAUCGCCUCUUUAAAGUGGUUCUGGUUGGCAACUCAAGUGUAGGCAAGACGUCCCUGCUCCGCUCCUUCUGUGAGGGCCGUUUCCACUCUUCCACAACUGCUACUGUGGGUGAGAAGAGAAACACUACACUUGCAUUGUUUUGCUGUUUUGUUUUGUUGUGUAUGUGUGCACAAAAGUGUCAGAGGCUUGUUUCGUGUUUUUCUUUUUUGUGGAUGCUAACACAGAGGAUCGAAGGGCGACUUAGCAUCACAUGAAUGGGCUUGUGAAGUCACACUGGCUGUCUUAGAGCCCUGGCACACAUUGUACUGCAGAUUAUGUCACUUCUGAUGACUUUUUUUUCCCUGGUCGCUUUCAUCUCUUUCCAACUCUCACUCAAGCCUCGUUAUCUCCGCUUUGUUUCACGCUUCUCCUCUGAAAUGAGGCACAGUUGGUUUGAAGCCUCACUUAGCCCCCUGGUGGUCAUUUUUUUUGUCUGUGUAGCUUUGAUGAGAACAAUAAAUAAGACUUCAACAAAAAAUAAGAGCGGGGGCACAUAUAUCACUAUCUAAUCAUGAAAAUAAGGGACAAACGUUAUCUCAUUUUAACUGUAUACUGUGAUUUAACCAUGUGACUUUCAGGUAUUGACUACAGUGUGAAGACUCUGACCCUGGACAACAUGCAGGUGGCCAUCCAGCUUUGGGACACAGCAGGUCAAGAGAGGUGAGCUUUUGUGUAUUUUAAGCCACAGAACCAUAACUUGUGUUUUCCCUCUUAAAAAAAAAUUAACAGAAAUUUAAAGGGGAGGUAUUCUGCUCAUUUUCCAGCUCUAUAUUGUCUCUCAUGAUUUACAGCUCAACAAUGUCUUAACAUAUUUCAGGCUGCUGUCUUUGAAAACACUCAUUUCAGCCUCUGUCUGAGGCUUUUCAUUUUAGACACUGUCCCUUUAAGGCUCCCCAACAUUCCAGAAACCAGCAUUCUGGAAACCUCCUUCACUGUUGCCAUGCAAAAAAGUCGUGUUACUACAAAUAAAAUGACAAAUUCAGCCUUUCGAGGUGCUUCACUGUCUGGUAAUGUCUCGAUCUGACCAAAUCUCAUAUUAAUCUUGCUUAAUUCUCAUGUGCUACUUUGCUCAUGUUUUAUGUUUGAUGUCCAACAUUUUACCUAAACAUUUGAUUUCCAAAUAUGGAAAAAGCGAAGUUCCAGUGUAUUUGACUGAAAGCAGCAGCACUGAAUAUUUUAGUUCUAUUCUGAGGAAUAGUUAAAAGAGAAGAGCUAGAGGAUCUGAGAGAAAGUUCUACUUCAUAAAGUAACAGUGUUCUGAAGAUGUAAUCUGAUGCGAGGUCAUGAAGUGCCUUAUAAACAAGUAAAAGAACUUUUAAAUCAACACGAAAACCAACAGGCAGCCAGUGCUAAGACUUUGAGAAUUGGUGUACUUUGUGCUCUCCUUCUGGUCUUUGUCAGCACUCGGGCUGAGGUACUUUGAUUUAACUGCAUUUAUUGUGUUCUUUGGUAGACCAGAGAGGAGAGUAUUACAGUCGUCUAGCCUGCUGGGUUUGAAAGCAUCCAUUAGUCUCUCUGUGUUCGCCUCACCGAAGAAAUGUUCUUUAGGUGAUAAAAUCCGGCUUUUGUUACCGAUCAUACACCUGGUCUAAAAUCCAAAGUACAACAGCACCCUGUCUUAUGUGUGACUGUUUUUAAAUAAAAAAAGGGAUUGUGUUCAUAUUAUACUGCAUAUAAUGUAUCAUUAGUCCAGUUUGAUUUGACACAUUUCUAAUACAUCCUAAUACAUCCACAGGUUCCGCAGCAUAACAAAGCAGUUUUUCCGCAAGGCGGAUGGUGUGGUGGUGAUGUACGACAUCACUGUGGAGGACAGCUUCUGGGCUGUGCAACCAUGGCUCAACAAUGUCCAGGUCUGACCUUUGACCCCACAAUUUCGUAGCAUUUUUAAACAAUUUUUGAGUUGAUAAAUAUGUAGUCUUUCCCAAAACUUGGUUUCAUGUCUUCAGGUUUGUAUUGUACUAUCACUCAUAACAGUUUAAAACUACUGUGAGGAGUUUUCAGUCAGAUCCAAAACAGACCGAUGUUUAGACUGAUGCCUCUUUAUGACAGACAAGAGCAAACCCAAGCAUUAGGGACAAUGGUGGCUAUUUCUAUGUGAGUGUUUUUGUUGUCAAAAACUGAUGGCGGGGGGUAGGUGUCAGAUGGACUGAUUACCGUAAAGCUACUAAAACAGCCUUUGAUUAAAUUUCCCAAGGCAAUGAUGUUAAAAUACACCUGGGUGAGAUUCUUUAUGAGAGAAUAUAUGCACAGGCCAAAAUCAGCAAAACUAGAGAAGGUACCCCUUUAACCACAAGAGGGCGCCAGAAUCAACACAGAUCAAAAGUUCCCCACAGGAGCUUUAAGACUCUAGCGAGGAACUUUUGUUUUUUGUCAAUUUUGGUGCCUCCUGUGAUGACGCAGCUUUUGCUUAUAUUAUCAUUUACAUGCUUGAGUUUUGUCUGCUGACACUUCUUGUCAUCUCUCUGACUUCUGAACAUCCAAUUUGUCAUUAAUUUUGAAUACUUCCCUCAAAUAUUUUAAAAUGUGUCUGUUUCUUCAGCCAGCAUCUACCACCCCACACCUUGCCACUGAUGGUCUUAUUUGCUUUUGUACACCAUAAAAAAGGAUCAACAUGAAUUUCAAUCAAAUUGUUUAUAUAAAAAAAUCCUUAUAGGAGCUUUAAAUAGGUUGUAAUGAAAAAUUAAAUGGUAGUCUUACCUUCAGAAGUCCCAGUAAACCAUUGUGAUAUAGUUUCUUAUUUCCUUUUUCCAUUUAACUUUAUACAGCUGAAUGUCUUCUGUAACAAAUGUUCGACUGAAUCAUUAAAAAACUGAUUUUCAGGAAGCAGCAGGAGAAGGAGUCCCUAUCCUCCUUUUGGGCAACAAAAUGGACAUGGAUGGCCAGAGGGAGGUUUCAUUCAGAGUUGCUGAGCAACUGGCUUAUGUGAGUGAAUCUCAGAGCUUGUGAAUUUGAUUUCUCAUUUUCUCACAAAAUAACAACAAAAUCAGAAAAACAGCCUUGUUUUUGCCGUUCUGUGAAUAUUUAAUGCAGGAAAACAGGGUGAUCUUCUUUGAGGUCAGCGCCUACACAGGCAAGAAUGUGACUGAAUCCCUGACGCACCUGGCCAGGUAAGAUGAAUCAGUCAUCGUUUGGUUUGAAUUAAUCAUGAAUAUCUCACAACACUUUCCUCACUCUUAGUUCAAUUUUGUAAAAAGACCAAAUAUUCAUCUGCUACAAGAAAGUGUUUGGAAGGGUUUUUUAAUGCACUGUUAUCUCGUGAUAACGACUUUUUAUCUUAUCUCGAUAUAACAAAGAUUGUUUUCUCGUGAUAAUGACAUUUUUCCGUUAUCUUGACAUAAAAAAGAUUGUUUUCUUGUGACGUUUUAGCUGACUUAAAAUGGUAACUUUUCAAAAACGCCUUUCAGAGCGGGGUAUAUUUGAAACGCCACAGCCCCUGUUGGCAACAAUAAGCCGGGGUUUACUGUAGGAACAAACAUCUGAAAGUGGGAAAAACUGAUCAAAUAUAAAUCUAUUCACACUACUUUAAAAAAUUGACAACUUUGAUGGAGGCUACAUGGACAAUUUUCUUUUCUUCUCUGUGAAUGACACCAUGUUUUGUGUUUGUUUGUUCGUACUUAUAUUUUUCUUUAAAUGACUGUAUGUUUUGUUUCUGUUAGGUUAAAAAAUGCAAAUAAAAUUUAAGUUAAAAAAAAACAACAACAACAAAAAAACCAGUAAUGAAAAACGGUAACAACACGGUCCACUUUGCGCAUGCACAUUUUACUUUCAAUAUGAUAAGACUUAACUUCCACGAGCGAAUCAGACAAUAACUGUAACAAUGGUGGACACAUUAUUAAUUGAGUUGUUAUUACGAGAAGAUGGUCUUUGUUAUGCUGAGAUAACGAAAUAAUAAGUGGUUAUCACGAGAUAAGACUGCAUAAAAUAAAAAAUCCACUGCCGUUUUCAUCUUCUGUAGUUUGGCUCUCCAACAAAAAAACAAACUUUUUAAUAGGCAAAAACCUAAAAUUGAACCACAGUCAGUGGUUAUCGGCCAUCUGGUGAAACCAGCUGGACGUAGAGCAAAAGAGAGAAAAAAAACCUAAAAGAAGAAAUAGAUGAAGAAACAAAACAAAAGGAUUAAAUGCAAACAGACAAAGAGAGAGAGGAAAGUGGGGACAGGCCACUGUAAGCUUUUAGCAGCAUAACUCUAGUGCAGUCCAAGGAAAACCUUAGCUGGGUAUAAAUUCACAUAUAUAUAAUUUAUCUGCUUAUUUGGUGUUUACUCUCUAUCCUAGGGUAUUAAUCCAGCAGGAGGACAGAGUGAGAGAGAAAACAGUCAUCCUCAGUAACCAGCCCGUAAAGAGGAGGGCCUGCUGCAAGUGA
This is a messenger RNA of Xyrichtys novacula (pearly razorfish), 12802 nucleotides long. Lineage: Eukaryota; Metazoa; Chordata; Actinopteri; Labriformes; Labridae. The record is from the annotation of a GenBank genome assembly.